Chlorocebus sabaeus (green monkey) is the source of this 4112-nucleotide messenger RNA. The record is from RefSeq and is a predicted model, not a curated record. Lineage: Eukaryota; Metazoa; Chordata; Mammalia; Primates; Cercopithecidae.
ACACAAGAAGAAGAAGAAGAAAUUUACUUGGACGGAGCUUCUUUGGGGUAGAGGGAUCAGCGUGGGAAAGAGAGAAGCUCUUUGUAAUGUGGUGGGGAUGACUGCUUUAGGGCUAUCCCGUUUCCUGAAGUCAGUCUGGCAAGAAGCCUUUUGUCUUUCAAGCACCACAGGUCCCCCUAAGCUUGCCUGUGACUGAGGGCUGUCCCCAGACUGGGAUAGCUCUGCACUAAGCAGCCCCUGAGCAGUCUUUGGGAAAGAACAGCUGCAUCCCUAACCCCUACCCUUACUCCAGCAGGCACUUCUUGAGAGCCCACCUGUGGAUGGGACAUGUAUGUAAGAAGGAGCCAGGACCCUCUUGUCACACCCUAUUCUUAACAAGAAAAGAGGAACUGAGACCAGAACUGGGGAUCACCUGCGAGGAGAGGAGUUUGGCAUGUCUCAUGAAUCAUCAGAGGACUUGUUUCAUUUCAACGUAGGGGGCUGGCAUUUCUCGGUUCCCAGAAGCAAACUCUCUCAGUUUCCAGACUCCCUGCUGUGGAAAGAGGCUUCAGCCUUGACUUCUUCAGAAAGCCAGAGGCUAUUUAUUGACAGAGAUGGUUCCACAUUUAGGCACGUCCACUAUUACCUCUACACCUCCAAACUCUCCUUCUCCAGUUGUGCAGAACUGAACUUGCUGUAUGAGCAAGCAUUGGGUUUGCAGCUGAUGCCUUUGCUGCAGACUCUAGAUAAUCUGAAGGAAGGGAAACACCAUCUACGCGUGCGGCCUGCAGACAUACCUGUUGCUGAGAGAGCAUCUCUGAACUAUUGGCGUACAUGGAAGUGUAUUAGCAAACCCUCAGAAUUUCCAAUCAAAAGCCCAGCCUUUACAGGCCUACAUGAUAAGGCACCUCUGGGGCUCAUGGACACACCCCUGUUAGACACAGAAGAGGAGGUGCACUACUGCUUCCUGCCCCUAGACCUGGUGGCCAAGUAUCCCAGCCUAGUGACUGAAGACAACCUGCUGUGGCUGGCUGAGACGGUGGCCCUCAUCGAGUGCGAGUGCAGCGAGUUCCGCUUCAUUGUGAAUUUUCUUCGCUCACAGAAGAUUUUACUACCGGAUAAUUUCUCCAACAUUGAUGUAUUAGAAGCAGAAGUGGAAAUUCUGGAAAUCCCUGCACUCACUGAAGCCAUAAGGUGGUACCGGAUGAACAUGGGUGGCUGUUCCCGGACCACCUGUCCUCCCCUGAGCCCCGGGAAGGGGGCCCGCACAGUCAGCCUGGAGUCUGUGAAGCCGCUCUACACGAUGGCCCUGGGUCUGCUGGUCAAGUACCCGGACUCUGCGCUGGGCCAGCUUCGCAUCGAGAGCACGCUAGACGGAAGCCGACUGUACAUCACAGGGAACGGCGUCCUCUUUCGGCAUGUCAAGAACUGGCUGGGGACUUGCCGGCUGCCCCUGACAGAGACCAUUUCCGAGGUAUACGAGCUCUGUGCCUUCCUGGACAAAAGGGACAUCACCUACGAGCCAAUGAAAGUGGCUUUGAAGACUCAUCUGGAGCCGAGGACUUUGGCACCCAUGGAUGUGCUCAAUAAGUGGACAGCAGAGAUCACUGUGUAUUCCCCACAACAGAUCAUCAAAGUGUAUGUUGGAAGCCACUGGUAUGCAACCACCCUGCAGACACUGCUGAAGUAUCCAGAACUGCUGUCCAACCCUCAGAGAGUGUACUGGAUCACAUAUGGACAAACCCUGCUCAUCCACGGGGAUGGCCAGAUGUUCCGACACAUUCUCAACUUCCUGAGACUUGGCAAACUCUUUUUACCAUCUGAAUUUAAGGAAUGGCCCCUCUUCUGCCAGGAGGUGGAGGAAUACCACAUUCCAUCCCUCUCAGAAGCCCUUGCACAAUGUGAAGCAUACAAGUCAUGGACUCAGGAGAAAGAAUCUGAAAAUGAAGAAGCUUUUCCCAUCAGGAGGCUGCACGUGGUGACAGAAGGGCCAGGGUCACUGGCAGAGUUCAGUAGAGACACUAAAGAAACCACAGCCUACAUGCCUGUGGACUUUGAAGACUGCAGUGACAGGGUUCCAUGGAACAAGGCUAAGGGAAACCUGGCCAGGUCCAACCAGAUGGAGGAGGCUGAGCAGUACACCCGGCCCAUCCAGGUGUCCCUAUGCCGAAAUGCCAAGAGGGCUGGCAACCCCAGCACAUACUCACACUGCCCUGGCUUGUGUACCAACCCCGGACACUGGGGGAACCACCCUGAGAGCCCCCCAAAGAAGAAAUGCACCACAAUCAACCUCACACAGAAAUCUGAAACCAAAGACCCUCCCGCCACUCCCAUGCAAAAACUCAUCUCCCUGGUGAGAGAAUGGGACAUGGUCAAUUGCAAACAGUGGGAAUUCCAGCCACUGACAGCCUCCCGGAGCAGCCCCUUGGAGGAGGCCACCCUGCAGCUCCCCUUGGGAAGUGAGGCUGCUUCCCAGCCCAGCCCCUCAGCUGCCUGGAAAGUCCAUUCCACAGCCUCAGACAAGGAUCCAGGACCACAGGCAGGGGCUGGAGCUGGACCGAAAGACAAGGGGCCAGAGCCAACCUUCAAGCCAUACUUCCCCCAAAAAAGACCCAUCACCCUGAAGGACUGGAGCAAGCAGAGGACCAAGGAGAGAGAAAUCCCUGCCCCUGAGCAGCCUCUGCCUGAGGCCAGUGAGGUGGACAGCCUAGGGGUUAUCCUCAAAGUGACUCACCCCCCUGUGGUGGGCAACGAUGGCUUCUGCAUGUUCUUUGAGGACAGCAUCAUCUACACCACGCAUAUGGACAACCUCAGGCAUACACCACCCACAGCCAGCCCCCAGCCCCAAGAAGUGACUUUCCUGAGUUUCUCUCUGUCCUGGGAAGAGAUGUUUUAUGCACAGAAAUGUCACUGCUUCCUGGCUGACAUCAUCCUGGAUUCCAUCAGGCAAAAGGACCCCAAAGCCAUCACAGCCAAGGUGGUCUCCCUGGCCAACCAGUUGUGGACCCUGCACAUCAGCCCCAAGCAGUUUGUGGUAGAUUUGCUGGCCAUCACCGGCUUCAAGGACGACCGGCACACCCAGGAGCGCCUGUACAGCUGGGUGGAGGUGAGGGUCACUUGCAACCCCUGGAAAUCCACUGACCCUGUGGAUGCCUCAGAUGGACAUGUGUCUUGCUGCACCAGGGCUGGGUCAGUACUGCCCAGAAAGCUAGACAGGCAUCUUAGGCCACUGCUCCCAGGGAGGGAGAAACUGGAUGAAAUUAACCAAUCCAGAGUAGUCCAAAAGCAGUAUUCAGGUCACCGGUUUUUAUAGUUUUCCUCUAAUGAUACCAACUGCCUUCAUCACUAACAACCCUGGCCACACUUAGGUACACAUAUCAUACGAGCCCAAGCUUUGACUCAUAUGGGAGUCAGGCCUUUUCAACCAGUGAUAGCAGCUUCACCUAUCUGGCCAUGAUGUCACCAUUUGUGUACAUUCCUUUCAUAUUUAAACUACUUUUAAGCAUUCUUUACAAAGAAAAAGAAAAUGUUCAGUAAGGGCAAAGGAAUGAUCAAAGGUUUUUUUGUUGUUGUUUUUUUUUUUUCCUUUUCUGAUUCCUUAAUCUAAUUUUAACAUUGAGGUGGAAACGAUUUAGGCAGUUUCUCAUUGAUCUGACACUUCUAUAAUCAAGAGCAUUAUUAUAACACCUUUCACCAUAAGCCCUCUAGUACCCAGUUACCAUUAGGCAUCUGGCUCAUAUGUGGUUUGUAAAGGGGAAGUCAGCAUGUGUGGCUAGAAAGUGGAAAACUGGUAGCAGGAAACAUGUUUUUGACCCUCCAGUCUUUCUGCUUAGUUCCCUGAUAGCCAUUUCUAGCCCCACCCUGUGAGAUGCCCUUGGGCAGAGCUGGGCCAUAGAGCAUCAAAAGUCCUCUACAGCUGGGCUUGCCCUGUCCCUGCCCCGAUGGGAGAACCCCACCCACAAGGAGCUAGAGUAGGCAACUGGCCAGGAAAUCAGGGAUAAGACUGGCCUUUCCUUCCAGCUUACACUGCCCUUCGCCAGGAAAUAUGGCCGCUGCAUGGACCUGCUCAUCCAGAGGGGCCUGUCUAGGUCUGUCUCGUACUCCAUCCUGGGAAAGUACCUACAAGAGGACUA